This is a messenger RNA of Vanessa atalanta (red admiral), 1980 nucleotides long. RefSeq names its product protein unc-119 homolog (gene unc-119). The record is from RefSeq and is a predicted model, not a curated record. The coding region runs from base 213 to 857 and encodes 214 amino acids. Gene Ontology annotation, biological process: nervous system development; cilium assembly; lipoprotein transport. NCBI's taxonomy places the organism in Eukaryota, Metazoa, Arthropoda, Insecta, Lepidoptera, Nymphalidae. The transcript has 3 exons. Gene Ontology annotation, cellular component: cilium. Gene Ontology annotation, molecular function: lipid binding.
UGGAGAGUGACGUCCUUGUGACUUUUUACUUUCUAGAGAAUUGAGAGUUCAAUUCAAACAAAUGCUAAUCAUCAUAGAUAUAUAAAAUACAAAAAACUUACUUAUUAUCAUAAAAUGAUUUAAUGAUUUUUUAAAGCUUUUUAAUAUAUAUAAUCUUUUGCGCUGACGUUUAAUUAUUUUAUUAAUAUCAAAAUAAGUAGAAUUCCUUGAAAAUGAGUUUAGUUGGAAAAAAGUGCGAAUCAAUAUCCCUUGCAGAAACAAACAGAGACGAUGUAAUUCGUAACGAUGUAACGCCGGAGGAUGUUUUACGAUUGGAUAAAAUUACGGAUACAUAUUUAUGUAGUCCUGAGGCCAAUGUUUAUGAUAUAGAUUUUACAAGAUUUAAAAUACGUGAUCUAGAAACUGGCACUGUGUUAUUUGAGAUAGCUAAACCACCAACUGAUUUUGGUGUUGAUAACGAUGGAACAGAAGAUGUCCAGGAAGAACCCUUAGAUCCAAAUGCCGGAAGAUUCGUGCGCUACCAAUUUACACCGCAAUUUUUAAAACUCAAAACUGUGGGGGCUACGGUUGAAUUUACAGUAGGUGCUCGUCCCGUGAAUCAUUUCAGAAUGAUUGAAAAACAUUUUUUCAGAGAUACAUUGUUGAAGACAUUUGAUUUUGAAUUUGGUUUUUGCAUUCCAUUUUCAAGGAACACAUGUGAACAUAUUUAUGAAUUUCCUUCUUUGCCACCUGAUCUAGUGGAAGAGAUGAUUGCUGCACCAUUUGAAACUUGUUCUGACAGUUUCUACUUUGUGGACAAUCACCUGGUCAUGCAUAACAAAGCUGAUUAUGCCUACAAUGGGGGUAUAAACAAUUAAGAAAACAAAUGUAUUUUUCUUGUCACUAUUUGAUGAAAAUAAGCACUAAAUUUUUUUUUUUAACUUAUGUAUUAAUGGUAUGCAUAUUAUUCAUGAAUUUAAUUUUGAUACAAAAUUUAACAUUGAGAGCAAUAAAAAAAAUUGAAUACAAUUAUAAUGAUGAGGGUUUUGCAUGUAACAGUUAUUUGUUUUUAAUGCUUAGGAUAUAACUCUACUAUUUUAUUUUGUACUUAUUAACGUUUUGUAAUCAGCAAUUUUGUAAUUUACAAAUAUGCAUAGUUUAUUUAAGCUUUUAAUGAAUGAUAAAACAUUUAUUAUUUACUGAAGUAAUGAAUAUUUACAAAAAGACAUGCAUUCAUUUUUGAUUAAUUUUAUUAAGAUCAAAUAUGUUUAUAAAAAUAAAAAUCAGUAUUAAUAAUAAUUUUUGAAAAUAUAGAAACAAAUUUUGUUUGAUACUUCAUACAUUCCACAGUAAUAUUUAUUGAGGUAAUGUUGUUAUUAAUUAUUUUGUUUAGAAAAUAUAACUAUAAGUUUUUUUUUAUUUUAUAAAGAUACUUGACACAAGUACAAAUACUGGUGCCAAGUAUCUCCUACAAUAUUGUGAUAUUUGAAUUGUUAGUUAAAACGAGAACUUUAAAUACAUACUAUAAAUAAUGUAUACACAACAAUUAUGUAUGAGUGAAUAAUACUUGAAUAUUGGGUAAAAUCUAAUUUAUUUCAUUAGUACAUAUAUUUUUUUAAAACAAUUAAUCACAAAACUUUCAUGUGUGUUGUUAUCUAAGCACUGUUUGGGACACUUUAGAUAAUUUGUGUGUAACACUGUUUGGUCACUUAAAGGUACAUUUUAGUGUGAAAAAACUUUUAAUUAUACACAGUGAAUUUAAAAAUGUAUUCUAGUCAUUAUGUAUGUGCUAUGAUAAAAAUGUAUAAGGACUUGGUCUUGGAGGAAACAAUAUAUGUUAAUUACUACAGGGAUAUUGAGAUCUCAAGGGAUACGAGUAAAAUUUAAUAUAAUAAAACAAUGACAGAGGACAACCAAGUUUAUUAAUAAAAAACAUUGUUUCUAAAAAUGAAAUAAAAAUCUUAAUUUAGGAAUACAAUCAUUUUAUUCAGUCAUGUCAUA